Poecilia reticulata (guppy) is the source of this 1476-nucleotide messenger RNA. RefSeq lists its product as uncharacterized. Gene Ontology annotation, cellular component: nucleus. Gene Ontology annotation, biological process: regulation of gene expression. NCBI's taxonomy places the organism in Eukaryota, Metazoa, Chordata, Actinopteri, Cyprinodontiformes, Poeciliidae. The record is from RefSeq and is a predicted model, not a curated record.
CCCAAAGAAGAAGAGAAGGAUGAGGAAGCGGAAAGAAGAUGGCGGAUGGUCUGUUUUGUUGAAUAUUCGAGUGUUUCUUUAAACACGUUUAUCAGUUAAUCCUGCUGAAGCAACUUUCACAGAGUUUAAAGAAAUAAUAGUAAAUUCGGAGGAAGAGAUGGACGAUCAGCGCAGACUGCUGGAUUUCUCCCGGACUCCCCGGAUAAUCUUACACCGGAUAGAUUCCCUGCGGUGUAACAUUUAUAACCAGGAGAGGAGAUCCACUCUGGACCAGGAGGAGUUAAAAACUCUGCAGGUGAAACAAGAACAGGAAGAACCGGAAGAUCAGAUAAAAGAAGAGCGGGAGGAUCUAGAACAUCAGAUAAAAGACGAACAGGAGGAUCUAGAACAUCACCAGAUAAAAGUGGAAGAGGAAGAAGUUUACUGCAGUCAGGGUGAAGAACAGGUUCAGUUAAAACAGGAGACUGAUACCUGCAUGGUGGCUCCUAUUGAUGAACAAACAUACCCCACUGAAUCAGAACCAAACAGGAACCAAGUCAUCUUCCAGGAAGCUGCUGAAGCUGAGAACCAAAAUCAAGAAAGAAGCAAAACUUUUGCAUGUGUGACCUGUGAAAAACGUUUUAGUCUAAAACGGAGUUUAACUCUGCACAUGUGGAUUCACACCGGUAAAAAGCCAUUUUCAUGUGUGACCUGUGGAAAAAGUUUUAGUCUAAAACCAAAUUUAACUCGGCACAUGAGGAUUCACACCGGUGAAAAGCCCUUUUCAUGUGUGACCUGUGGUAAAAGUUUUAGUCGAAAACAGCAUUUAACGCUGCACAUGAUGAUUCACACUGGUGAAAAGCCGUUUGAAUGUGUGACCUGUGGGAAAAGUUUUUAUGAUAAACAGAAUUUAACUCAGCACAUGAUGACUCACACUGGUGAAAAGCCAUUUUUAUGUGUGACCUGUGGUAAAAGGUUUAGUCGAAAACAGCAUUUAACUCUGCACAUGAUGAUUCACACUGGUGAAAAGCCGUUUGAAUGUGUGACCUGUGGGAAAAGUUUUUGUGACAAACAGAAUUUAUCUCAGCACAUGAGGACUCACACUGGUGAAAAGCCGUUUUCAUGUGUGACCUGUGGAAAAAGUUUUAGUCAAAAACGGACUUUAACUGAUCACACGUUGAUUCACACUGGUGAAAAGCCAUUUUCAUGUGUGAACUGUGGAAAAUGUUUUGGUGAAAAACAGAACUUAACUCGGCACAUGAUGAUUCACACUGGUGAAAAGCCAUUUUCAUGUGUGAACUGUGGAAAACGUUUUGGUCUAAAACACCAUUUAACUGAACACAUGAURAUUCACACUGGUGAAAAGCCGUUUUCAUGUGUAACCUGUGGAAAAGGUUUCAAUCGAAUUGUUAGUUUAUCUCGGCACAUGAUGAUUCACACAGUUGAAAAUCUGUAGAAAUAUUUUCAAUGAGUUAUUCUGUGUUUAGUUUCACAAUA